AUGAAACACAGACGGAAUAUAAAACCGCAUCAAAUACUGCGCUCCGUUGUGCUAUCCAUUUAUUAUAAGAAUAUUAAUUGGUAUGUUAAGAAAAUAAAAUCAGAUAUACACAAACAACUUUUAGAGGAUAAAUCGUAUCUGCAUCAAACGGUAAUUGCGUUUCGGGCCGCGAAGAACUCAGAGUGCUCGUCGGUGGGGUCGCGCUGCGCCUCUGUCUCCGCCCAGAGGUCCGGAGUGAGGAAGCCAUAG
Molecule: messenger RNA, 249 nt
Organism: Phytomonas sp. Hart1
Lineage: Eukaryota; Euglenozoa; Kinetoplastea; Trypanosomatida; Trypanosomatidae
Source: the annotation of a GenBank genome assembly